Messenger RNA from Eucalyptus grandis, 1464 nucleotides. Its product is annotated as mitogen-activated protein kinase kinase kinase 18. The record is from RefSeq and is a predicted model, not a curated record. Gene Ontology annotation, biological process: protein phosphorylation. NCBI's taxonomy places the organism in Eukaryota, Viridiplantae, Streptophyta, Magnoliopsida, Myrtales, Myrtaceae. The transcript has a single exon. Gene Ontology annotation, molecular function: ATP binding; protein kinase activity. Bases 110 to 1237 code for a protein of 375 amino acids.
CAAAGCAAGAACCCACGCAGAACAGAGACAGACAGAGCAAAAGAUCCCGUCCACUCUCUCUCUAAAAACUUCUCUCUAAACCCUGAAAAUCCUCAAGAUUCGCGAAGCCAUGGAUUGGGUCCGUGGCAAAGAGAUUGGCCACGGCGGCUUCGCCACCAUCCACCUCGCCACGCCCGCCGAAACCUGCCCCUCCGGCCUCCCUCCGUUGAUGGCCGUCAAGUCCUGCGACGCGGCCCUGUCUUCCUCCCUCAGGCACGAGAGGCGGGUCCUGAGCGAACUCGGCGACUGCCCGCGGAUCGUCCGCUGCUUCGGCCACUCGCUCACUUCUGAGCGCAGCGGCGAGGAGCUCUACAACGUCCUCCUCGAGUACGCCGCCGGCGGCAGCCUCGCCGACAGCAUGAAGUCGAGGGGGAAGCUCCUCUCGGAGCCCGAGAUCAGACGCCACACGAGGUCGAUCCUGGAGGGCCUGGAGUUCGUCCACUCCAAAGGGUUCGUCCACUGCGACGUCAAGCUCCAGAACAUCCUCGUUUUCCCCAGCGGCGGCGAAGAAGUCAAGAUCGCCGAUUUCGGCCUCGCGAAGAGAGCGGGCGAGCGGUUGUCGAAGGGCGGGAAACAGGGCGGGGUCGAGUGGCGGGGGACGCCCAUGUACAUGGCGCCUGAGUCGGUGAAGCGCAACGAGUACGAGCCGCCCGCGGACGUCUGGGCGCUCGGGUGCGCGGUGGUGGAGAUGGCGACGGGGAGGCCGCCAUGGGGGUCGCGGGCCGAGUCGAACGCGUACGCCCUUAUGAUCAGAAUCGGAGUCGGAGACGAAAUCCCGGAGAUCCCCGAGGGGUUGUCGGAGCAGGGGAAGGACUUCUUGAUGAAGUGCUUCGCAAAGAACCCGAAGAAGAGGUGGACAGCCCGUAUGCUCUUGAAGCACCCCUUCCUCGCCGUCGACUGCCUCAACAGCGACGAGGAGGUCGUAAGAGACUGCGGAGUGGUCGAAUUCGCGGAUUCCUCUCCGAGGUGCCACUUCGAUUUCCAAGACUGGGUCUCGACGCAAUGUUCAAGAACGAGUUGGGAAUCCGGCUCAGUUUCUCCCUCCUCGGAGAUGGAUUCUGAUCCGUUAUUCGCUACAGAGCACGCCGCGUUGGAGAUCUCGUCGGAUUCUUCAUGGGCAAUGGAUCGGAUUGGCCAGUUGGCGAGCCACGAGAGGCCCAAUUGGGAACAUUCCGAGGGUUGGCUGACCGUGAGAUGAUCGGAAUCGUUGAAAGCAGAGUCAAGCUUAGCUAGAACAGAGCACAGACAUAGCAGAGAGUCUAGGAUGAUGUUUUUUUUGGGGGUUCUGAUUCAAUCGAUUCAUUUUUUUUCUUUUUUCUUUUCGGCGACUGUGAAUAUCGAUUCGGUCAUUACAGAGGAGAGAGAUGUAGAGAGAGACAGAGAGAGAGAGAUGCUUUCUUUAAUGCAAUGAAAAAGGAAAUAAAA